This is a messenger RNA of Urocitellus parryii (Arctic ground squirrel), 1263 nucleotides long. NCBI's taxonomy places the organism in Eukaryota, Metazoa, Chordata, Mammalia, Rodentia, Sciuridae. The record is from RefSeq and is a predicted model, not a curated record.
AUGUUUCAAGGGCCCAGUUCCUGCAAGAAGGCAGUCUUGAGGGACCAGCAUGAAGUCCUGAGGGAUAUUGGCCAUGGUGGGUUUGGCCAGAUAAAACUAGCCCACCAUUGGCCCAUGGGGGCAGAGGUGGCAGUGAAAGUCUUGCCGAAGACAGUGCAGAACCUCCCAGUCCUCUCUGAACCAGAUAUGAUGAGGAGCCUGGAGCAUCCCAAUGUGAUUCAGUUAUUUCAGGUUGUUGACACCCACAGAAAUAUCUAUAUGGUGAUGGAGCACGCAGGUUUGGGACAGUUAUUGGACCAUGUCCCACAGCAUGACAUGCAGGAGAAAGAGGCCUGCAGACUUUUCCAGCAGAUAGUAUGUGCCAUGGGCUACUGCCAUGACAAGGGCAUCAUGCACCAUGACCUGAAGCCAGAGAACAUCAUUCUGGAUGCCAGAGGCCACAUUAAACUUAUUCACUUUGGCUUCAGCACCACAGUCACACCUGGGCAGAAACUGCACAAGUUCUGGGGCACUCUCUCACACUUUGCCCCUGAAAUUAUCCUGAGGCAAGCAUAUGAAGGGCCCCCAGUGGACAUCUGGAGCCUAGGUGUCAUUCUGUAUUUUAUGUUGACAGGGAGGUGCCCAUUUAUGGGACCUACUGCUAAGGAGGUGCUGAGGCAGAUCGUGCUUGGAACCUACCACAUCCCUCCCUGUGUUUCUGUAGCAGCACAAAUACUCACCUGCCAAAUACUGACCCUGGACCCCAGGAAGCGGCCCACAGCCAAGCAGAUCCUUCAGCACCCAUGGCUGAUACAGGGUGAGCAGUAUUUACCUCAUGAUUAUGACGCCCAGCGGAGACUUUGGGCCGGGCCCCAGCCUGCCUGUACGGCCACAAACCUGGCCUCCCGGCCUCCCCGCAUCCCAGCACCCCCGUCCGCGGACACAUCCUUCCGACCACCUGUGGCGGAGUCUAAGUCUAAGGUAACCUCGGUGGCGGUUCACAGGCUGCGCUAUUUGGGGAGCCCCGUAAGGCCACAGCUCCGCAGCCCCAGCAUUCUGACCUCUGCCGCUGGGGUUGCCUUGCGCCCCGCCCCGCUAGUGGCCGCUCAGCCAAUGAACGGAGGGUGGGACCGGGUUUGCGCUUCGCCGGCACGAAGACCCUGGCUCUGGGUCGCAAACUCGGAGUGUGUGGGUCUGGUGGCUGCCGUAUAUUGUCGAUGGGAACAUGGGGAGACUACCCCUUCGAUGCAUUGGUUUCCCAUCUGCAAAAGCAUGUCAGGGUGA